AUGACCCUGUAUGGGGAGCUGGGUGCCGCUGGGGGUCCCGGGAAAGAGGAGCUUGUCACUGCCGGCGGGGGAGAGGACGGGGCCGGGGCAGGCCGGGGGCUGGACCCGCUCACUGGCCCCGGGUAUGGAGAGGAAGGGGCCAGGCGAGAAGCUGAGCACCAGAGCAGCAGUGAGCAGAGCAGGGGGAAGCUGCUGAAACCUCCGUACUCCUACAUCGCCCUGAUCACCAUGGCCAUCCUCCAGAGUCCACACAAGAAGGUGACCCUGAGCGGGAUCUGUGAGUUUAUCAGCGCCCGCUUCCCUUAUUACCGAGAGAAAUUCCCAGCCUGGCAGAACUCCAUCCGCCACAACCUGUCCCUCAAUGACUGCUUCAUCAAGAUGCCCCGGGAGCCGGGUAACCCGGGCAAGGGCAGCUACUGGAUCUUGGACCCAGCCUCCGAGGAUAUGUUCGAGAAUGGCAGCUUCCUGCGGAGGAGAAGGCGCUUCAAGAGGCAGAACCAGAGGGAGAGCUCAGACUGCCUGCUCCCAGAUCCCUACAGCCGGCCCUACCUGCCCCUAGCUCCCUCCUGCCUCCCCCCAGCUCCCUCCUGCCUGCCCCCAGCUCCCUCCUGCCUGCCCCCAGCUUCCUCCUGCCUGCCCCCAGCUUCCUCCUGCCUCCCUCCGGCUCCAUCCUGCCUGCCCCCAGCUCCAUCCUGCCUGCCCCCAGCUCCCUCCUGCCUCCCCCCAGCUCCCUCCUGCCGACCCUACCUGCCCCCUCCAGCCUACAGCUACCUGGCCCUCCCUGAUGCUGCCCUCCUCUGCUGCCCUGCCUACAGCCUCCGGCCAAAGCCCCAGGCGGCCAGCAACAGCGGCUCAGAGCCCGGCUCUGUUAGCCUCCUCCACCGCACCUCAUUCAGCAUCGAGAGCCUUAUCGGAGCUGGCCCCAGUCCCGCUGUGAGCCUCCCAGCCUGGGUUAACCCUCAGCUCCAGCCUCCUUACUGUAGCUUUCUGCAGACCAGCCCUUGCCUGCUCUCCACGGUCCUAAACAUGUCCACAAGAACCGUUUACAGCCCCGGGAAUGGAACUCCGAUCGGAGCCCUCUCCACCAGGCUCCCUCUCUGCUACCCACCCUAA
This is a messenger RNA of Rhincodon typus (whale shark), 1113 nucleotides long. RefSeq names its product forkhead box protein D1-like. Gene Ontology annotation, molecular function: DNA-binding transcription factor activity, RNA polymerase II-specific; RNA polymerase II cis-regulatory region sequence-specific DNA binding. Lineage: Eukaryota; Metazoa; Chordata; Chondrichthyes; Orectolobiformes; Rhincodontidae. The record is from RefSeq and is a predicted model, not a curated record. Bases 1 to 1113 code for a protein of 370 amino acids. The transcript has a single exon. Gene Ontology annotation, biological process: anatomical structure morphogenesis; cell differentiation; regulation of transcription by RNA polymerase II.